CAGCAGCAGUUUCAGAGCUCAAGUUGGUCGAGUUCAGUCUCGAUUCUAGUGAGGCUGAGUAAGGCCCCUUCGGUUUAUCCAAGAGUUGCCUACUCUGCUCCUAGCCACGCAGCAAAAGAGUUACGGGGUGAAGUUCGUCCAGUUAAACCGGUAACGGGCCUAUGUACUCACCGCGGUGUACACAGUACGUAAUACGCAGUUGUGGUAUGAACAGGACGCCACCUAAGUGCCAAAUGAAGCUUAACAUGGGAGUACCUCAGUAGUGAUCAAAUCAUCAGAGCAUUCUCCUUUGAAGGAUAUUUAAGGUUGUCAAAAAAGAGAAGACGAUUUAGAAUUAAAUAAAGUGCAGCAGAUGCUGGAAUAGGAGAAUAUCCAAAAACACCACAAGAGAUAAAAAUGACAUCACUAUGGAAUUUAACGUUAUUAAUUAUUCUAUUGAUGAAUUCAUUACCGCUUUAUGCUCAUCGAGAACAUAAGGUGCACAAUAUUGUUUUGUAUCCUGAUAAACAGAGUUGGUGCAAAACAACACAAAUUAAGCAGGUAGUCACUUGGCCACAAUGUUCAUCACAAGAAUUGGACAACAAUGUUUGUGUUGGUGCUUGUUUUUCCUAUAUGGUACCACACAGUGAACCAUCAGCACCUGGUGAUUUGAUUCGACCCUAUUGUGAUUCAUGUCAACCAUUGGACAGUGUCUGGCAUACGGUAACACUCGAUUGUAAAGAUGAGGACAAUAAGCCAAUAACAAUGCAAAAGAAGGUACAAAUUAUCACAAAUUGUUCAUGCAGUUCUUGUUUAGAAACAUCAAAAAUUAAACCCGAUUAUAAUACACUACUACAAACAUUAUCCGAUGAUAAUCUCGAUAAUGUGAAUAUUAUUCAUGAAACACCUGAUUUACUUCUAAAUCCAAAUCUUAAUUCAUCGAAAAAUACAUCAAGAGAUAUUCAGGCUAAUGAAAAAUUUCGUCAAUUAUUUAAACAACUUAAAGAAUCGGCAAAAAUUGAUGAAUUUAAGGCAAAAGAAUUAUUUUCAAAAUUUGAAGACGAAGAAUUUGAUAUGGAAAAAUUACAGGAAUUAUUACGUAAAUAUGCAAAUCUUGGCGGUGGUAAUGUUAAUGAUGAUAAAUUAAAAGAAAAUAAACAACAAAUUAUUCACAAUAAUAAUGGUGAUAUUAAAGAAGAAAUUGACACAAAUCAAUCGAAUCAACCACAAUUGCCAACUGUUGAUGAUGAUGAUAAUAAUGAUGAUGAUGACGUUGAACUUCCUCAAAUACCACAUCAUAAUGCACCAAUAACACAUAUGCAUAGGGGACCACAUCAUUCAUUGGUAUUGGAACCUGAUGUUAAGGAGAAAAUUGACGUUGAACCACAUUAUCUUCAUCCCGCUGUUGCUGGUCAAGAAAUCAGUUAUCAUGACAAUGUUCUAGUUGAUAAAGCAAAGAAAAAAGAGUUUUAAACUGGAAAUUUAACUAAUUUUUUCGAAGUGACGCUGGACGCCAUGUUUUUGUAUGGCAAAAGAAGAAGAAGAAAAAAAAAAAAAAAAAAAUGGGCUUUUGAAUUUGUAAUUCGAAAUAAUUUGUGGAUAAAUUGGACCCUGUGUAGAUAGAACAAUGAUAAUGAAGGUAUACACAACCACAGGUUUCUAUACUGUACUAAAUCCCAAUUUUUCAAUUAAGAUCAUUCUAUUCUAUUGAUUUUUAAUAUCAAAAUAUUGAUUUAAACACAAAAUUAAUCCAUUCAAGAUCAAAAUAAUUCCAAAAUGAAAUUUUGUAAAGAAAAAUUUUAUCCGCAAAAAAUUGAAUUAUUUUAAUCUUCUAUGGGAUUAAUUUAAUCUUUAAUAAAUUUUAAUAUCUCACUCGAGAUAUUUUAUUUACACAGAGAAAAAAAAACCUGUUACUCAGUUCAAAAUUGAACCAAACGACAUAGAAAGUGGCGCCAUCUACGAGGCAUAUUUUUGUUAUACUUUAAAAAUUCACUGAAAAAAGGGUUUGGUAUUCACAACCAAACGUUUGGUUGGUAUUUAAGCAACCAAUUUUUUUUUGCUGAAUCAAAAAAAUUUUGGUUGUCUCAAUAAAACUUUAGUUAGGACAAUAAAAAUCCUUUUUUUCUAAUUUUGGUUGUGUCAAACAAAUUUUGGUUGAGACAAUUAAAAUUUUGUUGAUUCAAGAAAAAAAUUUUGGUUUCUUACAUACCAACCAAACGUUUGGUUGUUAAUACUAAACCCUUUUUUCAGUGUUGAGUAGCAUUACUCAUUUUGAGUUCAGAUUUUUUCUGUGGUAUAAAUAAAAUUUUUUUUUAGAAUAAUUUUUUAUCAAAAAAAACAAAAAUCUCAAUUUUUGCAAAAUAAUGAAAAAAGAAAAAUAUCAAAUAUAUAGUUUAAUCUGAGAAAUACUCGAGUGAAAAAUAAACAUUAUUAUUAUCACAAAACGUACUGAUAACUUAUUUAAAAAAAAAAUUUUUUGCAUAAUAUAAAAUCUUGAUGAUCUUGAUUCUCGAUAAUAUAGCUAAUUCUGGCUGGGGAAAUGAGUGCAAAAAAAAAAAAAAAAUGAUGAUGAUUCUGAAAAUGUUCAGUAUUGUACCUCCCAAAACUAUAAU
This is a messenger RNA of Leptopilina boulardi, 2591 nucleotides long. RefSeq lists its product as uncharacterized. Gene Ontology annotation, biological process: animal organ morphogenesis. The transcript has 4 exons. Lineage: Eukaryota; Metazoa; Arthropoda; Insecta; Hymenoptera; Figitidae. Gene Ontology annotation, molecular function: BMP binding; receptor ligand activity. The record is from RefSeq and is a predicted model, not a curated record. Bases 397 to 1452 code for a protein of 351 amino acids.